Blepharisma stoltei is the source of this 840-nucleotide messenger RNA. The record is from the annotation of a GenBank genome assembly. NCBI's taxonomy places the organism in Eukaryota, Ciliophora, Heterotrichea, Heterotrichida, Blepharismidae.
AUGAGUGAAAUUCAAGUCUACGAGCAGAAUCCUGUCUCUAACCGUGACCCUAAGCCUAUCAAAUAUUUCCACAAUGCUCGACUGAAUGCAGCCAGACUUGAACUUAACGUUGAGCUCAUUUCAGAAGAAUCUGAGCGAAAAGAAGUCGAUUCCCUGCCAACUGAACCACAUAAUGAAUUAUCCCCUCAAAAAUCCCCAAAGGCUGAAACUUACCUCAAUGUCCUCGACGAUAAAAUAUCAGAGCCAAGCGGUAUGAAAACUGGCUCAUUGGAGUAUUCAUUUUCUGAAGAUCCCAGCAAUUUGACAUACCAUAUCAGCGACACAGUCAGUGGCUUUAACAACUCACUUGCUGAUCGUCUUCCGAAAUUUUCAACAGCGUCCUUGACAUUAAGCGAAGCUUCCAGUCUCCACCCUUCCAAUGACAUCAAUUUCAGAAGUUCACUCAUUGAAUACAAAGAAUCAAUCGGCCAAGAUUCAAACCCUUUCGACAUUAUGGUCACUGAAGAGGAAGAUCCGAGUGAUUUAAAAAAUCCUAUAAGGAUUGACUCCACUACACCUAUUGAAUCUCCCAAAGAAGGAGGACUCACAAUACAACAAAUUAAAGACCAGCUGAACAUAGUAGAUAUAAAAUUCAAUUUCGUAGACGAAGAAGUCAGCGACGAAAUAGAAGACUCAGACUAUGAGCUGCCAAAUGAAGAUAACAAAAAAGUUGUUGAAAACAACAAAACAAGCGGAAUUUAUAAAACAAGCAGUGAAAGCAAUGAAGAAUCAAAAACCAAUACGCUACAGAUGGAAGGCCAAGGACGAAGCUGUGGCUGCAACCUGUGUACGGUCUUUUAA